This is a messenger RNA of Helianthus annuus (common sunflower), 1258 nucleotides long. Its product is annotated as WAT1-related protein At1g70260-like. Gene Ontology annotation, molecular function: transmembrane transporter activity. NCBI's taxonomy places the organism in Eukaryota, Viridiplantae, Streptophyta, Magnoliopsida, Asterales, Asteraceae. The record is from RefSeq and is a predicted model, not a curated record. Gene Ontology annotation, cellular component: plasma membrane. The transcript is spliced from 7 exons. The coding region runs from base 59 to 1120 and encodes 353 amino acids.
CAUCUUCAGUGUCUAUCUAGAGAGAGAACUAAAAGAGUGAGAGAGAAAAGAAGAAGAAAUGAUGAUGGAAAAGAAGGGUCUGGUGGUGGGUGAGGUAGUGCCAUGCAUGCUAAUGGCUUUAAUGGAGUUUUGCACCAUCGGCUUGACCAUCUUGGCUAGCACCGUCUUCUCCAAAGGGUUAAGUCCCUUUGUGUUCGUCGUCUACACCAAUGCACUCUCUUCUAUCUUUCUUCUCCCUUACAACACCUUCAUCGUUAGUAGAAACAAGAGAGAAGAUCUUAUACCAUGGUUUUUUCUUCUUGGUUUCGUAGGGGUGACAAUGGCACAGAAUCUAGCAUUUGUCGGAUUGAGUUAUAGUUCCCCAAUCGUUGCUAUUGGAAUGGGUUGUUUGAUCCCCUCUAUUUCAUUCGUUCUUGCCGUCAUUUGCAGGAAGACAAAUGUGGAUUUGAAAAGUUCAGCCAGUCGAAUAAAGUUAAUGGGUACACUGGUGUCACUCAUUGGAGCUGUAACGCUCAUUCUCUAUAGGGGUCCUGUGGUCCAAGACCCAGCUUCGACCCAUCUUCAUCAAGCUCCUCAGCUCUUUGUUUUCUUAUCCCACAAGGAAAAUUGGGUUCUUGGUUGUGCUCUUUUUGCAGCCGCAAAUUUAUGUUACUCAAUAUGGAAUAUUUUUCAGGCGAGAACCAUAGAAAAAUGCCCAGAAGUAAUGACAGUGGCUUCUAGUUCUAGCUUAUUUGGGACAUUUCAAUCUGCUUUGUUUGCUUUAGUCAUAGAAAGAGACCCUAGUGCAUGGAGGUUGCAACUUGACAUGGGACUCCUUGUCAUUGUGUUAACGGCGCUAUUUGGAAGUCUUAUCAAAAGCAAUGUAUAUAUGUGGUGUGGACGAACAAAAAGUCAGUUUUAUGUUACUAUGUUCAAGCCUCUUGGGGUUCCAAUUGCUGGCAUGUUUGGUUGCCUUUUCUUUGCUCAAACAUUUCAUUAUGGAAGCUUGAUGGCCGCAGCGAUAACUGGAAUUGGAUAUUUCAUAAUGAUGUGGGGUCAACUUAAAGAGGAUGAAAGUAAAAGGGCCAAAGUGGAUUUACCGGAAGAGAGAGCUCCUCUUUUGCAAGAAGAACAAGUUUAAACUAUAAGUAAACGUCAUAUGUAUGUACGUAUGUAUGUAAGCGAGGGUAUGUUUUGGAGGCCCUAGCACGAGCAUAAUAUGUACAAUAUUAUAGUAUUAUAUUAUGCAUGAAAUAAAAAACUACAAUAUUUAUUUAAA